AUGGCGGUCAAAAUGGCAGCACAGUCCAGGAAAAACAAUCCUCCACUCGUGAAACCCCCCACCAUCCCAGAUGAACUCCUAGUUGGCCUCUCCUCCACUGUCUGCAACGGGAACAAAGAAGGGCACACUGUGCACCAUCAGCACUGCGAGAACCGUGCAGUCAGACGGCCGGAUGCUGUGUGGCAUCACCCGCUCGGACGCAACAAAUACAAAUUCUUCCUGGAGCAGCCAACAUCUCUGACAGGAGCUGGCAGGGACAUCUCAUUUCUGUGUGAUGCGGUGAGUCAGAGGAAGACCACACCACUGCCAUCACUCACGGGCAAAAGGGAUAUUUGUGACACAGAGAACUUGAAUAUAUCUGACCAAUUAAUCCCAGAAGAAUUUAAUUUUGUGAAAAACAAAGGGAUAGGGUGUCUGAAGUUCUAUGAGGAUGCGUUCACAGUGCAGCUGAUGGAUGAAGAGCAGAAGCUCCGGGUCUUUCCGUCACUGAAGCCUAGCAGUAGAAAAGAAGCUGUCGAGUUGAUGAAAAACAUGGAUGACAUGCUGGAGAAGGCGGGAGUGGAUCGACAGAAUGAAGAGUUAUCCCAGCUCUCCCAAAUGGAAGGCUUGCUUGAGCUGGUAAAGGUUGAGCAGAACAUCUACAACACUGUUUUCCAUGAACUGAUCAGGCAGGUUACUGUCGGCUGUGCAGAGAAAGGGCAAGUGCUCGCCAAACUCAGACAACGCUACCAGGCAUUGCUGGAUCGAAUCCCACGGCGUCUAAAAGCUUUACACACCGAGACAGUCGCCCAGAAGAGUUUGGGCCGCCGACUCACAGAGGAAAUCCACCGCAUCAAGUCAUCCCUGCAGCAGCUGAGCAUGGAAGCAUCCAAAAUCAAGGACCAUGAAGCCUUGGUUUGUGAGCAAGCAGAGCAUGCUCACCAGCAGCUGGCUGAAGCCCUCAUACAGACCAAAACAGACUCAGACGUGCUUCAGCGUUACCAUGAGCUUUAUGAGCUGCUUCGAACUCGCCUUGAGGCUCAGCUGCUACAAAUGACAGAGGAGAGGAACAACUGGAGCAAACUCACAUUCAGCCUUGCCCUAAAGUUGAUCAGUGUAAAGAAGCUGCAUCUUGUUGGUCAGCUGCAUGUCAGCGAACGAGGAUGGUUCCAGACAGCAGAGAGCUGCCUGCUUCAUCUCUCCUCAAAGGAUACAGAAGACCUCAAAGAAAUCAUGGAGCUCACAGACCACUGGAAAGAUGAGCUGACCCAUGUGGUUUCCCAGCUGAAGACAACUGAGCGUGCUCACUGUGCGCAGAUCAGUGUAGUCCAACAUGGCAUCGCUAAAUGGCUCUCACUUAUCACUGCUCAAAAUAAGUGCCCUGAUCUCAAUCAUAAAGAAAACUCUGUGGAAGAGAUUCACACAGAUUUGAAGCGGUGGUCACAAAUUCUGGCUCUUUUGUCGGAGUACUACCAAGGCGAGAAACCAGUUUCGUGUCAACAGACACUGGGAAAUCUUGGAGUUGUCCAGGAAAAAUGGCUGAAUUUGUGCCUUCAGUUGUUUGAAAGGCAUCCUCGUCUCUAUGAAGCUCCUGAAGGUCAAGAGGCUGUAAGGAAGCUGGAGUGGGUUCUGCCUGAAAUCAUCAAGCAGCUGGGGUUAAAGAUCAGCGGGGACAGUGGAAUCCUCAGACUGAUUCUGUCGCUGCUUGGUUUGAUUGAAUCCUGGGUUUUCAGAACUUCUGCGUGUAUCACGUGGUCAAAAACGGCGUUCACCUUUGACUGGCAGAAACUCAAAGACGUUUUAUUUGACUGUCAGGGUUUGGUUGAAGAAGCACUGUGGCAUUUCUCCAUGUCGCAGACAGACAACAAGGACAAAAAAGGGCCAGACGUGUUCCAAGAGACAGAAAAGGUCUUACUUGAUAUUCAAGUGUUCACCGCCUGCUUGUCCAGCUUUGUUGAUGAUGAGAUCUAUAAACUUAAAGAGGAGGUCAUUUCAGUUCACAUGGCUCAGACUAGCUGGAUGUUUGAUCUGCUGCUCAUCUUGACACCUGACUGUGUUGAAGAAGCCGAUCUUGGACAGGAACACCUCCAUAUUAAGAAAAUCUCACUGCAAUCUCUAGACUCAGAUGCUCAGGUGCUGAUGGGGAAACUGGACUUCCUCUCCACCUACAUUAACAAAUCAUGUAGCCUGAUUCUGGAGGAAAACGAUCCAUCGGAAGCGGGGUCUGAAAGUGACAAAUGCAAAAAGCUCCAGAGGGAUUGUGAGGACUGGGUGGAGACGUGUAAAAUAAUCCUCUCAGGACUGCGUGACGAUCCAGAGGAGCUUCUUGUCCAUUCAAGGCUCAUGGAUGGUAAAGAGCCUGCAGACAGUCUGGAGACUCAGAUGGAGCUAAGGAUUUGUGAAAGUCCAGUGAUAAAUCUGAUCAACAAUGACAGAAACAUCUCUCAAAUAAAGCUUGGAAGGAACAGAGUGCAUGUGAUUGAGGCAUGACCUUUAAACCACAAUCUUUUUACUGUCUGUAGCCUUUUGGGAAACUACAUCAUUUUUCCGUUCCUCCCUAUCAUCAGACUGAUGAGCUGGUUGUGUCUCCGACAACUAAAGAAGCCCAGAGAGCAUUUAGUGAUCUGACCUCUUUGGGAAUACUGCAGAGAGAACUACAGUAGGUUUAGUCCUACAGCAGAAUUUCUACCUUAAUGUACACAUUUUCUGCAUGUUUUACUAUUUCUAUUAUUUCCUGUGAGCAUCAGAGUUAAAUUGUUAAAACACUGUAUUAAUGUAAUUAGCUGGCAUUUUUAAAGCAUUUCUCUGGAAUGGAAAGUGUUCUCAAUGUGCACAGGGUGAAUUUCUCCCUUAUUCACAGUGAUUCAGAGAUGCGAGUGAGGAAAGCUGAACAGAGAGCAUUGAGUGCUGAAGAGGCUCUCCAGGCAGCACUGGAGAAGAUACAAGACCUGGAGAGACAACUGGAGGGUCAGUCUGGAACCUUAACCCUCAGAAGACAAAUUCUAAGAACUCAGAAAACACUGCUAUUUACAGAAAAAUGACAAAGAAAACACUGACAAGCUGCCUUUAUGUGUGUUUCAGAGAAAAGUAAGAUGGCACCUCCUCCAUCACCUUCAGCAGCCAAGCAGGAUAGCUCCAAAAAAGAACAAAAGAAACAGUGAUCUGCCUUUUCUUGACUAAAAUGUUUUUCUUUUUUACUUUAUUGCAUUUAACCAGAAUGGAAAUCAUGUCUAACACUGUCUUUCAUCAAAUUGCGUGUGAUAUACACAGUAUUACAUAUAAAUUGACUUGCUUGUGUCAGUUCUGGAUUCUGUUUACAUCCAAUGUAAAUAAAGUUUUUGCAAAUC
This is a messenger RNA of Oryzias latipes (Japanese medaka), 3326 nucleotides long. RefSeq names its product axonemal dynein light chain domain containing 1 (gene axdnd1). The record is from RefSeq and is a predicted model, not a curated record. Lineage: Eukaryota; Metazoa; Chordata; Actinopteri; Beloniformes; Adrianichthyidae.